Thamnophis elegans (Western terrestrial garter snake) is the source of this 825-nucleotide messenger RNA. Its product is annotated as complement factor H-related protein 1-like. The transcript is spliced from 5 exons. The record is from RefSeq and is a predicted model, not a curated record. Bases 196 to 825 code for a protein of 209 amino acids. Lineage: Eukaryota; Metazoa; Chordata; Lepidosauria; Squamata; Natricidae.
GUUCACAAAGUUCUCAUGAAGUCCUCAUUUAGCAAUCAAGAUCAUAUUCUUAUUCCCGUAAUUCUUCACAGGUUUCAUAACAAAAAGCAGAGCAACAAGCAGAAGGGAGGAAGGGAUGUUAAUAGCUCAGAGAAAUCGGAGGAAAUAGCCAAACUGCUGAUCUGAAUUUUAGUGGUUGGGAUUUCUGGAAGAGCCAUGAAGGGCUGGCUGCUCCUCGUGGCUGCUUUCCUUCUCUGGCCAGGCUGCUCUUCUCAAGACGCAUGUGAAGAACCAGAGGACGUUGAUUUUGGGGAAAUUGUAAGCACUGAGAGAGCCAAGUAUCUGGAAAACGAUCAAGUGCAGUACAAAUGCAAUCUUGGAUAUGUCUUGGAAGGACCUGAAUGGAUUCAGUGUCAAGGACAAAAAUGGACACCUCGUCCACCAAAAUGCUUGGCCCCCUGCAGUAUCACAAGACAACAGCUGGCAACAAAAAACUUGUUUGUGUUUGGGAGUCAAAGAAAAGCUCGGCUUGUUCAGAGCAAUCAGAGCCUACAAUUUCUGUGUGAUGAAGGAUAUGUGCUUGCGGUUCCAUCAGUCAGAAAGUGCGUUGACGGUUACAUAGAGUUGCCAUUGUGUAUCUCUGGAGGAGGAAAAAACUGCAGCGGUCCACCCAGGAUUGAGAACGGAGAAUUAUUACUUUAUCUGCGAAGCAAUACAGAUCUGGCUCUUCAGUGGAAUUCAGGUGCCAAAGCCAUUAUGCCAUGGAAGGGCCAGAAGAGAUCUUUUGUGACAAUGGGGCCUGGACAAAAGUGCCUAUUUGCCUUGAUCCCUGUGUCCCAGGAGUGA